Molecule: messenger RNA, 5621 nt
Organism: Coregonus clupeaformis (lake whitefish)
Lineage: Eukaryota; Metazoa; Chordata; Actinopteri; Salmoniformes; Salmonidae
Product: protein enabled homolog
Exons: 15
Coding region: 344-2758 (804 amino acids)
Biological process (GO): actin polymerization or depolymerization; axon guidance; actin polymerization-dependent cell motility
Molecular function (GO): profilin binding; SH3 domain binding
Source: RefSeq, a predicted model, not a curated record
UAGCAGUAGAGAGACGGGGAUCCCAGCGGCACGUUGCCGCUAUAUGAAACGACUGCAGUCUCAGCCGCGAAAACCAUUGAAUUUUCUCAUCUUUUCUUUCAUUAGAAUUUCGUAAACGGUGGCGCGAUGCACUAGAUCAUGUAGGAUAAAUACUUUUUACAUUUUCUUUUUUCUUUUUUUUACUCUACUGGAUAUAACUACGAGCCUCUUUCGUCCCGCGGCGUUCCAUUGAUAUUAUUUUGUGGCAUAUUCAAGUGCGAACUUUCUGAAAACUAUUGCAAGAUAAGUCAUCAGUCAAGCCCUUGACGAAGAUACUAUUGUGUGACAGUACUGUGACUGAAUCAUGAGUGAACAGAGUAUCUGUCAGGCGCGGGCCGCUGUCAUGGUGUAUGACGAUGCCAAUAAGAAAUGGGUUCCAGCCGGCGGCUCCACAGGCUUCAGCAGAGUGCACAUAUACCACCACACGGGCAACAACGCCUUCCGGGUGGUGGGACGCAAAAUACAGGACCAUCAGGUGGUAAUAAACUGUGCCAUUCCCAAGGGGCUCAAGUACAACCAGGCCACACAGACCUUCCACCAGUGGCGUGAUGCCAGGCAGGUCUACGGCCUCAACUUUGGCAGCAAGGAGGAUGCCAACGUAUUCGCCAGUGCCAUGAUGCAUGCCCUGGAGGUGCUCAACUCUCAGGACACAGGUGAGGGCCCCACGUUGCCAAGACAGAGCCCCCAGGUUCAGAAUGGACCUUCGCCAGAGGACCUGGAGAUGCAGAGAAGGCAGCUGCUGGAGCUGCAGCGGCUGAAGGAGGUGGAGCGUGAUCGACUGGAGCGGGAGCGCCAGGAGAGGGAACGGCUGGAGCGUGAGAUGCAGGAGAGGGAGCGCGAACGGGAACGCCAAGACCGGGAGCGCCAGGAGCGAGAACGGGAGCGCUCCGAGAGGGAGAGGGAGAGGGAGAGGGAGAGGGAGCGCGCUGAACGGGAUCGCCUGGAGUGCGAGCGUCAGGAGAAGGAGAGAGAGCAGCUGGAGAGAGAGAGGGAGCUGAUGGAGAGAGAAAAGCAGGAGAGGGAGAGGAUGGAGAGCGAGACUCACCAGGAGCAGCAGUUGGACAGAGAGCAGAUGGACUGGGAGAGAGGGAGACGCAUCUCCAACGCCGCAUUUGAAAGUACCCUCUACACCCCUCCGCCUCCAGAGUACUCCUCCAAGACCUCCUCUACGUCUGUGUCUCCUACCACCCCCAACUACCCUCCGCCCACCACGUCACCCUCCUCUGCAACACCCCCCACCCCGCCUCUACGACACUCUGCCUCCCGAUUCGCCACCUCUCUAGGCUCCGCCUUCCACCCGGUCCUGCCCCACUACGCCACAGUCCCCAGGCGACAGCCUGUCCCACCCACGCCCCCCGCCCCAGCCCCGGCAACCCCCACCAAGUCAGUGGUGUGGUCAGCAACCAACUUCAGCCCCCUGCCUCCCUCACCCCCCGUCAUGAUCAGCAGCCCGCCGGGCAAGGCCACCGGCCCUCGCCCCGUCAUCGCCAUCCCGGCCCCCAGCCCCCUGUCACAGAAACACCCCUCUCCCUCCCCCAAUGGGCCCCCCAUGUUCCCUGCUCCUUCACCUGUCACCAUCGGUAACAGCAGCAACCCCACCCCGCCUCCCCCUCCCACCCCGCCUCCCCCUCCACCGCUGCCCCCUCUCUCCCUGUCGUCAUCCUGCCAGCAGUCGCCCGUCGUCUCCCACAUCGCUCCCCUUGUGUCCUCUCCCUCAUCCCAGCCUGCUAUUGUCCCUUCUCCUUCCACAGCUCCCCCUGCAUCUACUGACCUCUCUGUAAACCUCUCUGUGCUGGGAGACUCCUGCUCCGCGGCUCCAGAGGCCUCUCAGCCUGCAGACCCUCUGGCCCAGCAGGACACAGCAUUGACUCUGGUGCUGCCCACCCCUCCUCCCCCUCCCCCCCUCCCUCCCAGCUCCACUGUGACCCACACGGCUGCUGCCCCACCAGGCCCUCCUCCCCCUCCCCCCUUACCCCCCACUCCUACCAGUGGCGGGGCCCCUCCCCCACCCGGACCUCCACCUCCCCCCGGUGGCCAGGCCCACCCUCCCCCUCCCCCAGCCCCUCCCCUGCCACCCGGCCUCUUCUCCCCGUCGGAGGACCGCCCCCUGUCCGGGCUGGCUGCUGCCCUCGCUGGAGCCAAACUGCGUAAAGUGCCAAGGAGUGAUAGUGGUGGUGAUGCGGCAGCUGCUCUGGCUGUAGCCAUGGCUGGUGGCUUGGCUGGCUCUGCAGGGGCCAAACCUGGAGGGAACGGUCCUCUGGGAGGAGCACCUGGAGGAGGGGGGCUGAUGGAGGAGAUGAGCGCCCUGCUGGCCAGAAGGAGAAGAAUUGCAGAGAAGGGAUCAUCGCCUGAGCCAGAGCAGCGAGCUGAUGAGAGCGGCGAGGGCACCACAACUCCCAAAGUGUCAGCCUGUAGCACACCAGACAUGCCCAGAAAACCUUGGGAGAGGACUAACACUCUGAAUGGUAGCAAAUCCCCGGUCAUUGGAAGACGGGACUCACUGUGGAGAAAUCCGAUGGGUUCUGAUAUCGUAAACAGACCGAAGUCCACACCCACACCGACUGGAUCCCUAAGUGCCAACGGGGUGCCAACAGAAGGUCUCGACUACGACAGAUUGAAACAGGACAUUCUGGAUGAGAUGAGGAAGGAGUUGUCGAAGCUGAAAGAGGAACUUAUUGAUGCCAUCAGGGAGGAGCUGGGAAAGUCGAGCACGGCGUAGAAGGAUCUCACCUCCCUGUACAUUACAUCCAUUACCAGACACCUGUGACAGGUCAACUUCAGAUAGGACAAUAUUAUAAAGAAACGAAAAAGGAAAACAAAAAAAGUCUAAAAAGGUGGUGACGAUAACAAUAAUAACCGUAUUAAUACAGAAGAAAGCAUUUUGUGAGCGGAGCAGCAUCAGACACACAGCUGGGGAUGAGUGAGAGUGGGAGGCGAGGGAGAGCGGGAUGCGUGUAGCAUGGAAGCACUGCUGGCGUCCAUCUUGUGAAGCCUGGCCGUUCCCGCCAUUUUCCCGCAGCCUCACCAGGAGGACAGGACACAGUCUUAAGAGGAGUGACUGUCAUUAUGCAAAGAUUUCUCUCUUUGUCGAUAACACAAGAAAACAAGGAAAAUCAACAAAUAAAAAAUAACACUAUAUUGAACUGUAUACUGUAUUAACCAUUGAAGUGUGAGAAAUCAAACAGACAGCAUUUACACUAAGAAUUGGAACGGUUAGCGUGCACUUGUGAUUUCAUAGCGAAAAGGCACAUUUAGUGGGUGAGUGUGAAGUUUGGAGGCAGGAGAGUGAGGGAAGUAGGACUCAGUUCCCCAUAGGGCCAUAGGAGGGAGCCUCUGGGUGUGAAUGAAGGACUGACUGAUGGACUUGGUAUAGUCUACUGCUGCAGGACUCUGUAAAGCUAGUCUUCCUCAAAUACUAUUUUAACCUGAAUAUGUACAAAAGAAGAAAAAAAGAUAUCUACAAGUCUAUCAAUCAUGUCUGUUUUAAUGUAAACCAUGGCCAUAUCAAGUAGCUUAAUCAAAUCUUUACAUGAUGGUCUGUCUCUUGGUCUGUUUGGUUUAGUAUCCAAAUAUCAUUCUUAUUUUUUCUAUAGAAACAAUUGCUCUAAUGAGCUACUGUAGUGCAUUUCUGUGUGUUGCAGACUGAUGAGACAGUCACAAAGGGUAUGCCUUUCUAAACGUCAAUCAUUGUAGCUCUUUACCAAACAACCUCUGUCAAUUAGUGAUGAUUAAUAAUGCUAAAGUCACCAUGACCAGAUCUGGAGAUAGAGCUAUUUGAAAUCUCUGUACUGUUAUUAUGAGCUGAACCUUUUUUUCCUCUCCCUCGCAGUUUCUGUCCAAUUUUUGGUGCAUGUAAGGUUUUGUACGGUGAGGGUCGUGAGGCUAUCACGAAAUGUAAUUAUUGUCCGUCAGUUUAUAAGCAAUAAGUGUAGCAUCUGGGUUGACUUUCCCACACAUUAUUCCUUUUAAAUGUUCCUGUUCUUUUAACUCCAUUCUGAACACCUGUUAAGGAUGUGACUGUGACAGUAUCUCCUCCUUUCCUCUACGUCCACCUCCUCCAUAGAUUCUAACUGUGUGAAACAGAUGGGUUGAGAAAAGAUGGAUGGACAGACCCUCCCUGUUUAUAGCCAUAAUGUACUUAAUUUACUGAGGUAUGUCAUCAUUUUUUCAAUUCAUGGUAUUUUGUUUUGGGAUUGAAGGCUACUGUAUCUUAUUAUUGAUAUUGCAGCUAAAUUCAAUUUCUUCUCUUUUUUUUGCAUUUGAAAGAAUUAGUAAUGAAAAAGGAUAUGAGGGACACCCCAGAAAGAAGUCUGUCUGCAUGAUGUAUCCGUGGACAUGCUUGUGGCAUUAAGUGUUUCACUUGCGCUUCAUGAUUAUUAGUAAAAAAUUAAAAAUAAAAGCCUUUAUUUCCUCCCCUAUAAUAUGAAGUUCUGAUAAUGGCACACCUUACACCCCCCACAACCCCCCUUUGUUUGACUAAUUUGGUCAUGGGAAUGGCAACUUUUUAUUGAAAAUGUUGUUUCCUUUUCAAAACAAAACAGUGCCGAGUUUGCGUUCCUAAAAAUCUCGAUGUACAAUCAACUGAGAGAAACCAAGUGAACAUGAGACUAGUGUAAAAGAAUGAACUGUCUUCAAUGUAAAACUCUAUUGCUCCUAUUGCUUCUAUUCUCUUGACUUGCUGGUAAGGGGAUUGACUUUGAUCAGGGAUCUGACAUGGCAACAGCUGAGGUGUGGUGGUGAGCAUUAUUCAAAACACUCCCCUUGUGUGUGUUUUGCUCAAACACAACUAAUACCCUUCUCUCUGGAUCAAAGCAUAGGAAGGUUUGCACGCAAGAGUGUUUACAGCAUUGAUUGCACUUUAUAAACCCAUAGAAAUUCAUGAUACUAUGAUGAACCUGCUUACAAGAUGCAGCCAUCGCCAAUAGUGUGGCUAUCGCACCAAAGGUUUCAGCUACAAUCUCCUCCUACACACGUCACACUCUACUGAGUGGCCUUUUGUUUCAUCAUUGUCAAGAGAAGGAUCUAUAUCGAUUUCUUUGGAUUGGGUGGUGAAACGUUCUGAUCAAGGAUCAUUCAUAUCUACGGAUAAUUAUGUUUGUGAUCUUCAUGGUUUGUGCCUUGUUCUGAAUUUGCAUUUAAUAUGUCAAAGAUUUAAAGACUAGUAAUAAUUAUAGGAACUGUCAAUCUCACACAUGAUUUUUUUGUUGUUGCAUCCUGGUAUAGUUAUUUUAAAGGGAGAAUAAAGUUAUCUUUCAAAGUACAGACAUGGUGUAUUUUCCUCAUGCCAUUUGUAUGUUACAGAGCGGUUUAUGUUCAUGGCGCUUGGAAAUCAAAUUGUUGAUUUAGUCCCCAAACUCAGAUUUUGCCAUCUCCUGAUGGAACCGAAGUUGGAGGACAUAAUAAAAAAUAUUCGGGAGAAAUUAAACUGAAUGUCUCUGAAAUUAAUUUAUCAGUUUCCUUUAUUUGUAUUAUUUUAUUCAAAUUGUACCAUACUGUUCUCAUGUUAAUUACAAUUUUCUUACAUGCUAACAUUGUUUUGUUUGAGCGAAUGAAAUAAAAAAUUGCAAUACAUGAUCAAAAAG